Paramecium sonneborni is the source of this 614-nucleotide messenger RNA. Lineage: Eukaryota; Ciliophora; Oligohymenophorea; Peniculida; Parameciidae. The record is from the annotation of a GenBank genome assembly.
AUGAUUAAAUUUCAAAAUCAACCAGUCGAUUAUGGUGCUAAUGGAUAUCCUUAACCUAAAUAUCAANGUGGAUUUGGUGGAUUAUGUUUUGCAUUAAGUGAGAAUUAUCCUGAUAAAUAUACUUUUGGAAUGGAAAUAAGGGGCAAAGUAGUUAAUUAUGUGGGAGAAAAAAUAAGAGCUUUAAGAAAUGAAGGUUAGGCAAACAAUGUUUCUGUUAUUCGAACGAAUGCAAUGAGACAUUUGCCAUAAUACUUUAGAAAAAAUAGUUUAGAAAAGAUUUUCAUUUGUUUUCCUGAUCCUCAUUUUAAAAAGAAAAAUUAUAGAAGAAGAAUUGUUAAUCCAGGACUUCUAUCUGAAUAUGCUUAUUUAUUGAAACAAAAUGGAAGAAUCUAUUGUAUUACAGAUGUAGAAGAAUUGCAUAAUUGGCAUGUUUUACAUCUUGAAAAGCAUAAGAUGGUAUUUAUGAAAGAAUUAUAAAAAGUUUAAACGAAUUUAAGAUGUGGAAUAGGAUUCUGCUGCAAAACUAAUUUGGAAUUCAACAGAAGAGGGAAAGAAAGUAGAAAGAAAUAAAGGAUCCAAAUUUAUAAUAGUUUGUGAAAAAGUGUGAAAUAGAG